Messenger RNA from Gongylonema pulchrum, 276 nucleotides. The record is from the annotation of a GenBank genome assembly. NCBI's taxonomy places the organism in Eukaryota, Metazoa, Nematoda, Chromadorea, Rhabditida, Gongylonematidae.
AUGGGCUCCGCAUGCCUCAAUCCCGUCUCAUACGCAUUCUUCAAUCACAACUUCCGUCAGCAGUUCGUUAUGUUCCACGACGCAGCAAUAAGGAAGAUUUUGCAAGCAUUCGAAUUGGUUACAUCUAUAUGCUACAAGAGAGACCGCGUGAAAUACAGUAGGCCAAAAAGUGCUGCAAUGACGCUGCAGCAUGCUCGGGAAGUGACCACUAUAAAUGCUCAGUUCACGGACAGGGAAGAUGAAGCGAUGAAUCGGACAACGGAAUAUUUGACCUGA